AUGACUGAAUUUCGGAUCCCUAUGCACCAGGGCCCCCCUCCUCGGAAACCUAUGCCCAAUGCUCAAAAUGCCUAUCCCUAUCAGUCUUACGACGCCCCAAGGAACCUUGCGCCUCACGCCGCUGCGCCCUCAACCACCCAUAGUCGCUCUCGUACCACUUCCUCCCACGUGCUUCCCUACGGACAGACAUCCCAACAGCAUCACCAUCAGCAAUAUCAGCAACCGCCCCCAUCUACCAUGGCAUCACAGAAUAUGGGCUCACCAGCCGGUUUCCCGCCAGGACGACGAAUGUCCAACACUACAACCUCUACAAAUUCGACCGGAAACGUCAUGCCACAAGGAGAUUCAGGAGACAUCCGACGAAGUGCUUCUAACCGCUCGGCGAACUCCCAACUUGGAUAUGUAGCCCUCAUGAGGCGGCAAAAGGCGACCGUCUGGUGCGACCGGGCACAGCCAGAAGAUGCUCGAAUGCGCGAGCAAGCGAUGCGGGACAAGAAGAGAGCCUAUCUUGAAGUUCAUGGCGCGGGUCGCAAAGGAACCAGUAGCAAGGUUCGACACGGCGGUAAAGCGGGUCUGGAAUUCUCACCUUCCAACCUGGUUGGUGCAAAAGUUCCCGUACGACUCAGUGCAAAUGAAAUCGGCGACGGAGAUGAUGACGCUCACAGCACCGAAGGAAUGCAUCGCCGCACUGGUAGUGGCCGCAGCUCCCUUGGAAGUAACCGGUACCCCAGUGGAUACCAACGCCAGCAGACUAUGGGUAGUAACAGUACGCCUCCCAACGAGAAGAGCGAUCUACCAGAUGUCUCGGAGAAUACCCCGGCAGAAAUCCAUGAAGAAGAGAAGAGCCGAGUUUCAUCACUUGUGAAGGAUGAUGGUGCAACUACGCAUAGCAGUGAACAGGAACAUGAAGAUAUAGUGGGCGACAUGGAGGCCCCCAAUGCAGCUGUUAUGACAGCCCAGAAGGCCAAGAAGGCAGACGAGUUACGGCGACGGGGUAGUGUUGACGAGCGGACUACUUCCAUGACCAACGUGCGACUCUUCGUGGCAAACCCUGAUCUUAGCGAUUAG
This is a messenger RNA of Penicillium angulare, 1068 nucleotides long. RefSeq lists its product as uncharacterized. Lineage: Eukaryota; Fungi; Ascomycota; Eurotiomycetes; Eurotiales; Aspergillaceae. The coding region runs from base 1 to 1068 and encodes 355 amino acids. The transcript has a single exon. The record is from RefSeq and is a predicted model, not a curated record.